UUUCCGCAGCCUCUGGCAGCUCGAAAACACUCGGAAGCAACUUGAAGAUGACCUCCUGAAGGUGCAAAACCAACUUCUGGAGGAGAAGAAGAAACGGGAGCAGGCUGAAACAAUGGCCCGCUGUCUGCAGAAACGCGUGCAGUUGCUUAUCAAGGCCCGGGACGGGAUGAGAGGUAUCCUGGAUUCCUACGACAGUGAGCUGAGUUCGACUGAACACUCCCCUCAGCUGAGCACCCGGGUGCGGGAGGCCGAGGACAUGGUCCAGAAAGUGGAAGCGCACACUGCAGAAAUGGAGGUCCAGUUGUCUCAGGCGUUGGAAGAAGCUGGGAAUCAGAAGAAAAGAGCCGAAAUGUUGGAGGUGGAGUUACGAGUGCUGAAGACCCAGGAAUCCACGAAGGAACUGAGCACCUUUAUCACUCAAGAGACCGUGAAUUCACUCAGGUUGAAGGUUGAGGAGCUGGAAGCUGAACGGAGCCGGUUAGAAGGGGAGAAGAAAUCCCUGGAGGUGAAACUGGAUGAGAUAACCCUUCAGCACGGUGAUCAUGACCCCAGUAAAACCAAAGUCCUCCACCUCAGCAUGAAUCCGGCCAGCCAGGCCAAGCGGCAACGUCUGGAAGAGCAGGCCCAACUGCGGGAGGAAUGUGAGAAUUUGAGAGAGAGGGUCCGAAUACUGGAAAGAGGAGGCUCCCUCCUAGAAACCUCCGAGGGGGCUGCCAGUCUCCCCCCACCCCAGGAAAUUGCAGAACUGAAGAAACAGCUGGAGAGUGCAGAACUGAAGAACCAGCGCCUGAAAGAGGUUUUCCGGACCAAGAUCACCGAGUUCCGCCAAGUGUGUUACAAGCUGACUGGAUACCAGAUCGACAUGACCUGCGAGAAUCAGUACCGGCUCACCUCGGUCUAUGCAGAACGCCAGGAAGACUGCUUGAUCUUUAAGGCUUCCAGAUCCUCUGGCUCCAAGAUGCAGCUGUUGGAAACGGAGUUUUCCCAGACUCUCCGUGAGAUGAUCGACCUCCAUCUUCACCAGCAAGAUAGUAUCCCCGUUUUCCUGAGUGCCAUCACCCAAGACCUUUUCAGCCGCCAGACCAUGGCUUAGCCACGCCUCAACCUCCUUCGCCACCCUUCCUAUCCGAGAAUCGCCACCCGAUCAGAGCGUCCUCAUCGGGGGUUAUGGGCCCCGUUUCUGAAUCUUAAUUGCCUUAUUUAAGUGCCUGGCUUCUACCGUCUGCACUUCACUGUGGGCUGAAGAAGUCACCAAAGAAACACGUCGUUUUUUGGGCGUUGGUUUUGUUUGUUUCUCUGACAGCAAGACCGUUUCUCAUCGGCUAGAUCA
This is a messenger RNA of Sphaerodactylus townsendi, 1330 nucleotides long. RefSeq names its product mitotic spindle assembly checkpoint protein MAD1-like. The record is from RefSeq and is a predicted model, not a curated record. Lineage: Eukaryota; Metazoa; Chordata; Lepidosauria; Squamata; Sphaerodactylidae. The transcript has 8 exons. Gene Ontology annotation, cellular component: kinetochore; mitotic spindle; nuclear envelope. Gene Ontology annotation, biological process: mitotic spindle assembly checkpoint signaling; attachment of mitotic spindle microtubules to kinetochore. Bases 113 to 1093 code for a protein of 326 amino acids.